This is a messenger RNA of Brienomyrus brachyistius, 827 nucleotides long. RefSeq names its product growth arrest and DNA damage-inducible protein GADD45 gamma-like. The record is from RefSeq and is a predicted model, not a curated record. Gene Ontology annotation, biological process: regulation of cell cycle. NCBI's taxonomy places the organism in Eukaryota, Metazoa, Chordata, Actinopteri, Osteoglossiformes, Mormyridae. Bases 25 to 489 code for a protein of 154 amino acids. Gene Ontology annotation, cellular component: nucleus; cytoplasm. The transcript has 3 exons.
CCUGAUGCACACGAACUCAUCGCAAUGACUUUCGAAGAAGUGCUGGUUCAGAACAACGCGGAAGCUGCUCAGUUUGUUGGGGAAACAUUAGAAGAUGCAUUGACUGUAGCUAAGAAUAACGACUGCCUUACCGUCGGAGUAUACGAGUCAGCUAAAGUAAUGAACAUUGACCCAGACAGCGUGUCGUUUUGCAUACUGGCAACCGACGAGGAAUACGAGUGCGAUAUCGCCCUGCAGAUUCACUUCACCCUGAUCCAGGCUUUCUGCUUCGACAACGACAUCAACAUUGUCCGAGUGAAUGACAUGCAGCGACUUGCUGAUAUUAUCGGCGACAAGUCCGGAGAUGUGGAAGAUGCACACUGCGUUCUCAUCACGAACCCAGCUGAAGGUUCGUGGGAGGAUCCAGCCCUGGAGAAGCUGCACCUGUUUUGCGAGGAGAGUCGCAGAAUGAAUGAAUGGGUGCCCGAAGUAACUUUCCCGGAGCGCUGAAAUGGGACUAAAUAUGGAUUCUGGAAACCUGAAGGAAUUACCAUCCUACCAGAAAGGACGAUGGGAAUCCUAAACACACACUGGGUGUCCCCGAAUGAGGAUGCAGUCCCAGGAAGCCCCGGGAUAGGUCGGAGAUCCCAGCGAUGGUCGGUACCUGCCCGAAUAACCAAGAUCCUUCUACUGGACGAGGUCUGGUGCGGCAGGAAGAGGAGACAAGAGUUUGCUUCAAGAAACUUGGGAAGCGAACUAUACGGAGAAACGCAUUUGAAGAAGUAACAGCAUGAAGAUGGAGAACAUGCAUUUCUUUGAACGUUUGUUUUGUAACCGAAAUAAUUGAA